Coregonus sp. 'balchen' is the source of this 24011-nucleotide messenger RNA. NCBI's taxonomy places the organism in Eukaryota, Metazoa, Chordata, Actinopteri, Salmoniformes, Salmonidae. The record is from the annotation of a GenBank genome assembly.
AUGGAUACGAAGACUGUUUUCUCCCUAGUCUUCUUUGCCUGUUUAGCUGUGAAUAGAACUGUGGUAAGUUUGAUUCUGUAUCUAUUAUUUCAUAUAAAAUACAACUUCCUCUCUGUCUACCAGGUGACUAUACCAGCUGACUCUAGAUCAGACCUAUCGCCACUCAUAUUUGCAACUUGUUGAUUUAUUUUCCUGUGGGGUAUAAUAUAGUAAAAAUAAUACAUUAUAUUGGCAUGAUAUUGUUAUUAUCAAGUAUAAAGUUACAUGGAGAAAAUUGGACCUCUGAAAGGAAAAUGGAUAGCCCUCCCUUCAGCAAAAUAUAUUUUACCUAAACCCUCUGAACGCUUGAAAAAAAAAAAAAAAAAGUGUCCCUCCCCUAUACCCAAAAUAAUAAUUUAGACAAAGUGGAUAACAGAGAAACUUCCUACCGUUUACCCUCACUUCCUGGACAGACCAGAGCCUUAAAUAUGCAGUUUUAGAAACUGUUCUUCGUCCUGUCAGCAUUACAUGACAACGCAGGAGUUUUGAUAACGCACAGGUCUGUGGGCCAGAAGGUUGAGGGUUCACAGACCACCGUGGAUAAGAGUAGGGUGGGAAAGAUCUCAUUUAUAGUAAAGGCAUUGCAUGAAUCUAUCAUCUUAUUUGCAGGUCCGAGGAAAAAAUUGCUUUUUAUAAAAAUGUCAUGCAAUUCUACGUCAUUUUAUAUACAGUGAGGGAAAAAAGUAUUUGAUCCCCUGCUGAUUUUGUACGUUUGCCCACUGACAAAGAAAUGAUCAGUCUAUAACUUUAAUGGUAGGUUUAUUUGAACAAAAAAAUCCAGAAAAACGCAUGUCAAAAAUGUUAUAAAUUGAUUUGCAUUUUAAUGAGGGAAAUAAGUAUUUGACCCCUCUGCAAAACAUGACUUAGUACUUGGUGGCAAAACCCUUGUUGGCAAUCUGUCACGAUCAUUUAUAGACGGGACGGACCAAGGCGCAGUGUGAUAUGCCAACAUGUUUAUUUAACGAAUAAACACACAACAAACGAAACGUGAAGUCCAAGGUAGCACACAAACAACAUACCUUACACAGAACAAGAUCCCACAACCCACUAGUGCCAAUAGGCUGCCUAAGUAUGGUCCCCAAUCAGAGACAACGAGCUACAGCUGCCUCUGAUUGGGAACCACACAGGCCAACAUAGAUCUACACGAUCUAGAUCUAAACAUAGAAAAUGCCUACAUAGAACAACACACCCUGACUCAACAAAUACGAGUCCCCAGAGUCAGGGCGUGACAGUACCCCCCCCCCCCAAAGGUGUGGACUCCGACCGCACACCAUAAACAUAACAGGGUAGGGGCCGGGUGGGCAUUCCGCCUCGGAGACGGAUCCGGCUCAGGGCGUGACGACCUCUCCCUCUUCGCCUCCCUGUUGCGCCCCUGGUCUGGUCUAGACCUCGGCGCGCUGCUCCCCCUCUCCUUCCUCCCACUAUACUCCAAGCCCUGUCUGGACCCUGGUGUGGGAGACCCCGAACCUGGUGUGGGGCUGACGUCUGGGUCUGGACUGGAGCCGCUGACUGGAGCUGGACCCGACGACGGUGGAGCGAAUUGCUCUGGCUCCGGAGUGGAGCCGCUGACCGGAGCUGGAUCAGGCACCGGUGGAGCGGACUGCUCUGGCUCCGGAGUGGAUCCGCUGAACGGAGCUGGACUGGACCCCGGUGGAGCGGACUGCUCUGGCUCCGGAGUGGAGCAGCUGACCGGUGGGACAGGCACGGGCCGUGCCGGACUGGACACACGCACCACUGGCUUGGUGCGAGGGACAGGAACAGGCCGGACCGGGCUGGCGACGUGCACCACUGGCUUGGUGCGAGGGACAGGAACAGGCCGGACCGGGCUGGCGACGUGCACCACUGGCUUGGUGCGAGGGACAGGAACAGGCCGGACCGUGCUGGCGACGCGCACCACUGGCUUGGUGCGAAGGGCAGGAACAUGCCGGGCCGGACUGGCGACGCGCACUACUGGCUUGGUGCGAGAAGCAGGAAUAGGCCGGGCCGGGCUGGCAACGCGCACCACUGGCUUGGUGCGAGGGGCAGGAACAGGCCGGACCGGGCUGGCAACGCGCACCACUGGCUUGAUGCGAGGAGCAGGAACGGGCCGGACCGUACUGGGAACACACACCACUGGCUUAGUGCGGGGAGCAGGAAAGGGUCGGGCCGUACUGGGAACACGCACCACUGGCUUAGUGCGGGGAGCAGGAACGGGCCGGACCGGACUGGCGACACGCACCACUUGCUUGGUGCGAGGAGCGGGACUGGGUUCCUUUAUAAACCCCCGCUCCUUCUGCUGCCUAACCAGCUCCUCUCGCCGUGCCUCUACACCUUCCUUCUCCCUUUUUGCCUCCUGUAGUGCCUCCCUCUGACCGUAUAACUCCUGCUCCCUCUGAACCAAUAGCCCCCGUAACCUGGUGGCCUCCUCUCCUAACCUGCAAAUCCGCCCUUUAACGGCCUCCUGCUGCCUCGUCGUCCACACCGUGUGCCCCCCCCCCAAACAUUUUCUUGGGGUUGCCUCUCGGGUCUCCGUCGUCGGCACUGUUGGCGCCGUUUCUCCUCUCCUACCUGGGCAUCCUCCUUCCUCGCCUUCCGUUAAUGGACGGCCUCCUCCUCCGUAAUUCUCCCCCAACCGAGGAGGACAUCUACUAAUGUAAUCUCCUGUUGAAUUCCCGGCGUUUGCUCCUGAACACGCUGCUUGGUCCUCGUUUGGUGGGAUCUUCUGUCACGAUCGUUUAUAGACGGGACGGACCAAGGCGCAGCGUGAUAUGCCAACAUGUUUAUUUAACGAAUAAACACACAAUAAACGAAACGUGAAGUCCAAGGUAGCACACAAACAACAUACCUUACACGGAACAAGAUCCUACAACCCACUAGUGCCAAUAGGCUACCUAAGUAUGGUCCCCAAUCAGAGACAGCUGCCUCUGAUUGGGAACCACACCGGCCAACAUAGAUCUACACGAUCUAGAUCUAAACAUAGAAAAUGCAACAUAGAACAACACACCCUGACUCAACAAAUACGAGUCCCCAGAGUCAGGGCAUGACACAAUCACAGAGGUCAGACGUUUCUUGUAGUUGGCCACCAGGUUUGCACACAUCUCAGGAGGGAUUUUGUUCCACUCCUCUUUGCAGAUCUUCUCCAAGUCAUUAAGGUUUCGAGGAUGACAUUUGGCAACUCGAACCUUCAGCUCCCUCCACAGAUUUUCUAUGGGAUUAAGGUCUGGAGACUGGCUAGGCCACUCCAGGACCUUAACGUGCUUCUUCUUGAGCCACUCCUUUGUUGCCUUGGCCGUGUGUUUUGGGUCAUUGUCAUGCUGGAAUACCCAUCCACGACCCAUUUUCAAUGCCCUGGCUGAGGGAAGGAGGUUCUCACCCAAGAUUUGAUGGUACAUGGCCCCGUCCAUCGUCCCUUUGAUGCGGUGAAGUUGUCCUGUCCCCUUAACAGAAAAACACCCCCAAAGCAUAAUGUUUCCACCUCCAUGUUUGACGGUGGGGAUGGUGUUCUUGGGGUCAUAAGCAGCAUUCCUCCUCCUCCAAACACGGCGAGUUGAGUUGAUGCCAAAGAGCUCGAUUUUGGUCUCAUCUGACCACAAGACUUUCACCCAGUUCUCCUCUGAAUCAUUCAGAUGUUCACUGGCAAACUUCAGAUGGCCCUGUAUAUGUGCUUUCUUGAGCAGGGGGACCUUGCGGGCGCUGCAGGAUUUCAGUCCUUCACGGCGUAGUGUGUUACCAAUUGUUUUCUUGGUGACUAUGGUCCCAGCUGCCUUGAGAUCAUUGACAAGAUCCUCCCGUGUAGUUCUGGACUGAUUCCUCACCGUUCUCAUGAUCAUUGCAACUCCACGAGGUGAGAUCUUGCAUGGAGCCCCAGACCGAGGGAGAUUGACAGUUAUUUUGUGUUUCUUCCAUUUGCGAAUAAUUGCACCAACUGUUGUCACCUUCUCACCAAGCUGCUUGGCGAUAGUCUUGUAGCCCAUUCCAGCCUUGUGUAGGUCUACAAUAUUGUCCCUGACAUCCUUGGAGAGCUCUUUGAUCUUGGGCAUGGUGGAGAGUUUGGAAUCUGAUUGAUUGAUUGCUUCUGUGGACAGGUGUCUUUUAUACAGGUAACAAACUGAGAUUAGGAACACUCCCUUUAAGAGUGUGCUCCUAAUCUCAGCUCAUUACCUAUAUAAAAGACACCUGGGAGCCAGAAAUCUUUCUGAUUGAGAGGGGGUCAAAUAAUUAUUUCCCUCAUUAAAAUGCAAAUCAAUUUAUAACAUUUUUGACAUGCGUUUUUCUGGAUUUUUUUGUUUUGUUAUUCUGUCUCUCACUGUUCAAAUAAACCUACCAUUAAAAUUAUAGACUGAUCAUUUCUUUGUCAGUGGGCAAACGUACAAAAUCAGCAGGGGAUCAAAUACUUUUAUCCCUCACUGUAUUAGCAGAAUAAUUUUUGAUACCACACAAAUUACAGGCACGCGCUGCAAAAUAAAUAUACACUACCAGUCAAAAGUUUUAGAACACCUACUCUAUGAGCGCUAUGAUGAAACUGGCUCUCAUGAGGACCGCCACAGGAAUGAAAGACCCAGAGUUACCUAUGCUGCAGAGGAUAAGUUCAUUAGAGUUACCAGCCUCAGAAAUUGCAGCCCAAAUAAAUGCUUCACAGAGUUCAAGACACAGACACAUCUCAACAUCAACUGUUCAGAGGAGACUGUGUGAAUCAGGCCUUUAUGGUCGAAUUGCUGCAAAGAAACCACUACUAAAGGACACCAAUAAGAAGAAGAGAUCUGCUUGGGCCAAGAAACACGAGCAAUGGACAUUAGACCAGUGGAAAUGUGUCCUUUGGUCUGGAGUCCAAAUUGUAGAUUUUUGGUUCCAACCACCUUGUCUUUGUGAGACGCGGUGUGGGUGAACGGAUGAUCUCCGCAUGUGUAGUUCCCACCGUGAAGCAUGGAGGAGGAGGUGUUAUGGUGUGGGGGUGCUUUGCUGGUGACACUGUCUGUGAUUGAUUUAGAAUUCAAGGCACACUUAACCAGCAUGGCUACCACAGCAUUCUGCAGCGAUACACCAUCCCAUCUGGUUUGGGCUUAGUGGGAAUAUCAUUUGUUUUUUAGCGAGUUAUUACUGAUAUCAAAUAUUACUUUAACUUAAAAUGGUCAAUGCCGGAUCCAGUUCUAGACCUAUAAGCUUACUGUAUAUCACCGUAUGACUUCUGUCUGGUGUUUCUUACAGGUUUCAGGGGCCCGUUCCUUCUCCAUAGACUACAAUAACAACUGCUUCCAGAAAGAUGGGAAGCCAUUCCAGUAUAUCUCCGGCAGUAUCCACUAUUCCCGCAUCCCCCAGUACUACUGGAGAGACAGACUGCUCAAGAUGUACAUGGCUGGACUCAACGCUGUACAGAUGUAAGUUCAACAGGGUGACAGAGAUUAUUUUUAUAUAAUAAAAUGUAUCGCCUGGAGAUUCCACUAAACAACAGCAGUAGUGUUGUACCUGUAUACAUGAUUAUAUGCACUAUUAUUAUUACUACUGAAAUGAACUGGAUUUCAUUAUCCUCAUUCUACUGGAUUUACUGAAAUGCUGGACCACUGCACUGCUUUGGCAAUAUCUACAAAUUGUAUUUCAUGUCAAUAAAUCUGAAUUUGAUAUCUGAGAGUGAGGAACAAUAGCUGGACUCAACGCUGUACAGAUGUGAGAGAGAGAGAGAGAGAUGGCUGGACUCAACGCUGUACAGAUGAGAGCGAGAGAGAGAGAGAUGGCUGGACUCAACGCUGUACAGAAGGUUACAAUGAGACAAGGUUUUGGAGUACGAACAUCCAAUCCAUACUAUCCUUUUCUUCUAGAAAUACUUGAAAGUACAAACAUAUUGUAGUGAAGUCAAGGUGUAGUCCCAGUAGGGACUUGAACCAAUGACCUUGCGACUGUUAAACUAACAACACCUUAGUUUACUCCAAGAGAUCUGAACCUCUUGACGAGGUCAGUAGGUGUUGGGUUAAGGUCGCUUCAAUAGAUCCUGUUGUUUUUCAGUACAGUGACUACUGCACUCUCUGGUGAUAUGUUUUCAGGACAGUGACUACUGCACUCUCUGGUGAUAUGUUUUCAGUACAGUGACUACUGCACUCUCUGGUGAUAUGUUUUCAGUACAGUGACUACUGCACUCUCUGGUGAUAUGUUUUCAGGACAGUGACUACUGCACUCUCUGGUGAUAUGUUUUCAGGACAGUGACUACUGCACUCUCUGGUGAUAUGUUUUCAGGACAGUGACUACUGGAACUAGCCUAUGGAUGUAUUUUGUUCUAGAAAUACUAGAUGUUUUCCCUCCAUGAUGCAGCAUACUUUUCUCUCUGUCAGUUACAGUGCAUUCGAAAGUAUUCAGACCCCUUGACUUUUCCAACAUUUUGUUUACGUUACAGCCUUAUUCUAAAAUGGAUUAAAUAGUAUUUUUUUCUCAUCAAUCUACACACAAUACCCCCAUAAAGACAAAGCAAAAACAGGUUUUUAGAAAUUUUUGCAAAUGUAUUAAAAAUAAAAAAAACUUUUACAUAAGUAUUCAGACCCUUUACUCAGUACUUUGUUGAAGCACCUUUUGGCAGCGAUUACAGCCUCGAGUCUUCUUGGGUAUGACGCUACAAGCUUGGCACACCUGUAUUUGGGGAGUUUCUCCCAUUCUUCUCUGCAGAUCCUCUCAAGCUCUGUCAGGUGGGAUGGGGAGCGUUGCUGCACAGCUAUUUUCAGGUCUCUCCAGAGAUGUUUGAUCUGGUUCAAGUCCGGGCUCUGGCUGGGCCACUCAAGGACAUUCAGAGACUUGUCCCGAAGCCACUCCUGCGUUGUCUUGGCUGUGUGCUUAGGGUCGUUGUCCUGUUGGAAGGUGAACCUUCGCCCCAGUCUGAUGUCCUGAGCGCUCUGGAGCAGGUUUUCAUCAAGGAUCUCUGAACUUUGCUCCGUUCAUCUUUCCCUCGAUCCUGACUAGUCUCCCAGUCCCUGCCGCUGAAAAACAUCACCACAGCAUGAUGCUGCCACCACCAUGCUUCACCAUAGGGAUGGUGCCAGGUUUCCUCCAGAUAUGACGCCUGUCAUUCAGGCCAAAGAGUUCAAUCUUGGUUUCAUCAGACCAGAGAAUCUUGUUUCUCAUGGUCUGAGUCCUUUAGGUGCCUUUUGGCAAACUCCAAGCGGGCUGUCAUGUGCCUUUUACUGAGGAGUGGCUUCCGUCUGGCCACUAGCAUAAAGCCUGAUUGGUGGAGUGCUGCAGAGAUGGUUGUCAUUCUGGAAGGUUCUCCCAUCUCCACAGAGGAACUCUGUAGCUCUGUCAGAGUGACCAUCAGGUUCUUGGUCACUUCCCUGACCAAGGCCCUUCUCCCCUGAUUGCUCAGUUUGGCCGGGCGGCCAGCUCUAGACUCUGCAUUCCAUAGUAAGAACAUCAUACCAACGGUCAAGCAUGGUGGUGGUGGUGUGAUGGUUUGGGGAUGCUUUGCUGCCUCAGGACCUGGACUUGCCUUAAUAGAAGGAACCAUGACUUCUGCUCUGUAUCAGAUAAUUCUACAGGAGAAUGUCAGACCAUCCGUCUGUGAGCUGAAGCUGAAGCGCAGCUGGGUCAUGCAGCAAGACAAUGAUCCAAAACACACAAUCAAGUCUACAUGAAAAUUGCUAAAAAGCAACAAAUUGGAAGUUUUGGAAUGGCCUAGUCAAAGUCCAGACCUAAUCCCAAUUGAGAUGUUGUGGCAGGACUUGAAACGAGCAGUUCAAGCUUGAAAACCCACACGUCACUGAGUUAAAGCAGUUCUGCAUGGAAGACUGGGCCAAAAUUCCUCCACAGCGACGUGAGAGAUUGAUCAACAACUACAGGAAGCAUUUGGUUGGAGUCAUUGCAGCUAAAUCUGGCACAACCAGUUAUUGAGUGUAAGGGGGCAAUUACUUUUUCACACAGGGGAAUUGGGUGUUGCAUAACUUAUUUUUAUGAAAUAAAUGAAAUAAAUAUGUAAUUGUUGUGUUAUUUGUUCACUUAUGUUCCCUUUAUCUAAUAUUAGGUUUUGGUUGAAGAUCUGAUAACAUUCAGUAUCACAAAUAUGCAAAAGUAGAGAAAAUUAGAAAGGGGGCAAAUACUUUUUCAUAGCACUGUAUAUUACCAGUAAUCUUCCCUCUUGUCAGUUAUGUUACCAGUAAUCUUCCCUCUUGUCAGUUAUGUUACCAGUAAUCUUCCCUCUUGUCAGUUAUGUUACCAGUAAUCUUCCCUCUUGUCAGUUAUGUUACCAGUAAUCUUCCCUCUUGUCAGUUAUGUUACCAGUAAUCUUCCCUCUUGUCAGUUAUGUUACCAGUAAUCUUCCCUCUUGUCAGUUAUGUUACCAGUAAUCUUCCCUCUCUCUGUCAGUUAUGUUACCAGUAAUCUUCCCUCUCUCUGUCAGUUAUGUUACCAGUAAUCUUCCCUCUCUCUGUCAGUUAUGUUACCAGUAAUCUUCCCUCUCUCUGUCAGUUAUGUUACCAGUAAUCUUCCCUCUCUCUGUCAGUUAUGUUACCAGUAAUCUUCCCUCUCUCUGUCAGUUAUGUUACCAGUAAUCUUCCCUCUCUCUGUCAGUUAUGUUACCAGUACUCUUCCCUCUCUCUGUCAGUUAUGUUACCAGUAAUCUUCCCUCUCUCUGUCAGUUAUGUUACCAGUUCUUCCCUCUCUCUGUCAGUUAUGUUACCAGUACUCUUCCCUCUCUCUGUCAGUUAUGUUACCAGUACUCUUUCCUCUUGUCAGUUAUGUUACCAGUACUCUUCCCUCUCUCUGUCAGUUAUGUUACCAGUAAUCUUCCCUCUCUCUGUCAGUUAUGUUACCAGUAAUCUUCCCUCUCUCUGUCAGUUAUGUUACCAGUAAUCUUCCCCCUCUUGUCAGUUAUGUUACCAGUAAUCUUCCCUCUCUCUGUCAGUUAUGUUACCAGUAAUCUUCCCUCUCUCUGUCAGUUAUGUUACCAGUAAUCUUCCCUCUCUCUGUCAGUUAUGUUACCAGUACUCUUCCCUCUCUCUGUCAGUUAUGUUACCAGUACUCUUUCCUCUUGUCAGUUAUGUUACCAGUACUCUUCCCUCUCUCUGUCAGUUAUGUUACCAGUAAUCUUCCCUCUUGUCAGUUAUGUUACCAGUACUCUUCACUCUCUCUGUCAGUUAUGUUACCAGUAAUCUUCCCUCUCUCUGUCAGUUAUGUUACCAGUACUCUUCCCUCUCUCUGUCAGUUAUGUUACCAUUACUCUUCCCUCUCUCUGUCAGUUAUGUUACCAGUACUCUUUCCUCUUGUCAGUUAUGUUACCAGUACUCUUCCCUCUCUCUGUCAGUUAUGUUACCAGUAAUCUUCCCUCUCUCUGUCAGUUAUGUUACCAGUAAUCUUCCCUCUCUCUGUCAGUUAUGUUACCAGUAAUCUUCCCCCUCUUGUCAGUUAUGUUACCAGUAAUCUUCCCUCUCUCUGUCAGUUAUGUUACCAGUAAUCUUCCCCCUCUUGUCAGUUAUGUUACCAGUACUCUUUCCUCUUGUCAGUUAUGUUACCAGUACUCUUCCCUCUCUCUGUCAGUUAUGUUACCAGUACUCUUUCCUCUCUCUGUCAGUUAUGUUACCAGUAAUCUUCCCUCUCUCUGUCAGUUAUGUUACCAGUAAUCUUCCCUCUCUCUGUCAGUUAUGUUACCAGUACUCUUCCCUCUCUCUGUCAGUUAUGUUACCAGUAAUCUUCCCUCUCUCUGUCAGUUAUGUUACCAGUAAUCUUCCCUCUCUCUGUCAGUUAUGUUACCAGUAAUCUUCCCUCUCUCUGUCAGUUAUGUUACCAGUACUCUUCCCUCUCUCUGUCAGUUAUGUUACCAGUACUCUUCCCUCUCUCUGUCAGUUAUGUUACCAGUAAUCUUCCCUCUCUCUGUCAGUUAUGUUACCAGUACUCUUUCCUCUUGUCAGUUAUGUUACCAGUACUCUUCCCUCUCUUGUCAGUUAUGUUACCAGUACUCUUCCCUCUCUCUGUCAGUUAUGUUACCAGUACUCUUUCCUCUUGUCAGUUAUGUUACCAGUACUCUUCCCUCUCUCUGUCAGUUAUGUUACCAGUACUCUUCCCUCUCUCUGUCAGUUAUGUUACCAGUACUCUUCCCUCUUGUCAGUUAUGUUACCAGUACUCUUUCCUCUUGUCAGUUAUGUUACCAGUAAUCUUCCCUCUCUCUGUCAGUUAUGUUACCAGUACUCUUCCCUCUCUCUGUCAGUUAUGUUACCAGUACUCUUCCCUCUCUCUGUCAGUUAUGUUACCAGUAAUCUUCCCUCUCUCUGUCAGUUAUGUUACCAGUAAUCUUUCCUCUUGUCAGUUAUGUUACCAGUACUCUUCCCUCUCUCUGUCAGUUAUGUUACCAGUAAUCUUCCCUCUCUCUGUCAUUUAUGUUACCAGUACUCUUUCCUCUUGUCAGUUAUGUUACCAGUACUCUUCCCUCUCUCUGUCAGUUAUGUUACCAGUAAUCUUCCCUCUCUCUGUCAGUUAUGUUACCAGUACUCUUCCCUCUUGUCAGUUAUGUUACCAGUACUCUUUCCUCUUGUCAGUUAUGUUACCAGUACUCUUCCCUCUCUUGUCAGUUAUGUUACCAGUAAUCUUCCCUCUUGUCAGUUAUGUUACCAGUACUCUUCCCUCUUGUCAGUUAUGUUACCAGUACUCUUCCCUCUCUCUGUCAGUUAUGUUACCAGUAAUCUUCCCUCUCUCUGUCAGUUAUGUUACCAGUACUCUUCCCUCUUGUCAGUUAUGUUACCAGUAAUCUUCCCUCUUGUCAGUUAUGUUACCAGUACUCUUCCCUCUUGUCAGUUAUGUUACCAGUAAUCUUCCCCCUCUUGUCAGUUAUGUUACCAGUAAUCUUCCCUCUUGUCAGUUAUGUUACCAGUACUCUUCCCUCUUGUCAGUUAUGUUACCAGUACUCUUCCCUCUUGUCAGUUAUGUUACCAGUAAUCUUCCCUCUCUCUGUCAGUUAUGUUACCAGUAAUCUUCCCUCUCUCUGUCAGUUAUGUUACCAGUAAUCUUCCCUCUCUCUGUCAGUUAUGUUACCAGUAAUCUUCCCUCUCUCUGUCAGUUAUGUUACCAGUAAUCUUCCCUCUCUCUGUCAGUUAUGUUACCAGUAAUCUUCCCUCUCUCUGUCAGUUAUGUUACCAGUACUCUUCCCUCUCUCUGUCAGUUAUGUUCCCUGGAACUUCCAUGAGGAAAAGCAGGGUGUUUACAACUUCUCUGGGGAUCGAGACCUGGAGAACUUCCUGGAUCUGGCCAAUCAGACGGGCCUCCUGGUGAUCCUCCGCCCCGGACCCUACAUCUGUGCAGAGUGGGAGAUGGUAAGCACUACAGUACAUAGAGGUAUCUUCCUGUCAGAGGAGGCUGGUGAGUGGAAGACGGGUUCACAGUAAUGAAUGGAAUGGUAUCAAAGUGCUGAAUUUAUUCCGUUCCAGCCAUUACUAUGAUCCCGUCCUUCGAUUUAAAGGGCCACCAUUACAUUUGACAUUUAGGGCAUUUAAGGAGACGCUCUUCUCCAGAGACUUAGUCAGUCAGCUCCCCACUGCUUCCUUCACUAUGGAGCUAUGGUUUCCUUGACCUGCACUCUGUUAGACGGUCUCUGGUCAAAGUCAGGCCGUUCAGCUGACAGCAACACAUUGGAAACUCACUACAUCACAUGUUGUGAGGCUGUAGUCUACUGUAAGUCCUAUUCUCACCUGGAGAACCGUAGAAGGAGAGGGACUGAUAUGUGAGAGAAGUUCAUGAAAAUAUCUGAAUCAUGCUUAUAGACAGGAGAAGUUCAUCAACAUUAUAUUGUUUCUGUCUCUUUCAGGGUGGUUUACCUGCUUGGUUGCUCCAGAAACCAAACAUUGUACUUCGCUCAGCAGAUACAGGUAUCAUAAACCAUGCUGCCAGUACACAGGUAUCAUAAACCAUGCAGCCAGUACACAGGUAUCAUAAACCAUGCUGCCAGUACACAGGUAUCAUAAACCAUGCUGCCAGUACACAGGUAUCAUAAACCAUGCUGCCAGUACACAGGUAUCAUAAACCAUGCAGCCAGUACACAGGUAUCAUAAACCAUGCUGCCAGUACACAGGUAUCAUAAACCAUGCUGCCAGUACACAGGUAUCAUAAACCAUGCUGCCAGUACACAGGUAUCAUAAACCAUGCUGCCAGUACACAGGUAUCAUAAACCAUGCUGCCAGUACACAGGUAUCAUAAACCAUGCUGCCAGUACACAGGUAUCAUAAACCAUGCUGCCAGUACACAGGUAUCAUAAACCAUGCUGCCAGUACACAGGUAUCAUAAACCAUGCUGCCAGUACCAUGCCCUUUACACAUAUGGGGCGGCAGGUAGCUUAGUGGGUAAGAGCGUUGUGCCAGUAACCGAAAGGUCGCUGGUUCUAAUCCCCGAGCCGACUAGGUGAAAAAUCGGUCGAUGUGCCCUUGAGCAAGGCACUUAACCCUAAUUGCUCCUGUAAGUCGCUCUGGAUAAGAGCGUCUGCUAAAUGACAAAAAUAAAAAUAAAAUAAAUAUAUCAGUAAUUCAGUGUUCUGCUUGGUUGGUGUUUAAUCGUUGACUGACGUCUUGCUUUUGUUCCAGACUACUUGGAGGCAGUGACCACCUGGAUGGCAGUGCUGCUACCCAAGAUGAGGAGAUGGCUGUAUACAAACGGAGGCAACAUCAUCACUGUGCAGGUAGUUACAGUUCAACAAUCUGCUUGUACCAGGCUGUCAUGAGGGCAUUGAUUCAUUAUGUUAAGGAAUGUAUCCUUCAUCAUGAUCAGGAUAGUUUCCUUCCUUCCUUCCUGUGACUCCACUAGGUGGAGAAUGAGUACGGGAGCUACUAUGUGUGUGACUAUAACUACAUGCGUCACCUGAGGACCCUGUUCCGGUUCUUCCUGGGGGAGAACACGGUUCUCUUCACGACCGACGGGAACACGGACCGGGAAAUGACCUGUGGGACCCUGGAGGGAAUGUACGCCACUAUAGACUUUGGGACAGGUAGGAGUUUGAGACAGCUAACCCUAACUUUAACCCUAACCCAGGUAGGACUGUACGCCACUAUAGACUUUGGGACGGGUAGGAAGUCGAGGGACAGGAGGAGAGAGGUUUCUAGAGAUUGUGUUGUAGCAUAGUUGGCACCACGUCGUUUUAAAAGCUUAUUUUGUUCUCCACUUAGACGUCAACAUAUCCCAAGCUUUCAGUCGGCAGCGGAGAUUCGAACCAAGAGGCCCUCUGGUGAGUCAAGUAGUUUCUCACAACAACUUCAUAUAGUAGAUGAUGUGGGACCGUACCUAAACUGCUAUGUGCGUUCCAGGUGAACUCUGAGUUCUACACGGGGUGGCUGGACCACUGGGGGGAUAAGCAUGCUCAGGUGGACACCCAGAAGGUCAGCAGGAUGCUGGGAGAGAUGCUCAGUAUGGGGGCCAACGUCAACAUGUAGGUCCCCGAAACCUCUCUCUGUGUAUGAUAAAGUGCCAAAGGUUUCAUACAAAAGGCAGUAGAUGUUUUAGCAAUUUACCGAUAAGACACUGACAUUGUUUUUGAUAAGGUGUAGUAGUAAGCAACAAAGCUAACUGAAUGAGCUGAUAGCAUAAACAAUGUUUGUCAAAACAAAAGCAAUUGUCCUAUUCUCUCACUACAGGUAUAUGUUUGAAGGAGGGACAAACUUUGGCUACUGGAAUGGUUGGUUAAAUAAGCUGUAUCAAUAUUUCCGUCAUUAAGUCUCGUAUACCAAUCAUUAAUACUGUCGAAGUAUAACUCGUUGUUGCCCUCAUGUUACCCCUGUAGGAGUGGAUAUAUACCUGUUGUCAUGUUACCCCUGUAGGAGUGGAUAUAUACCUGUUGUCAUGUUACCCCUGUAGGAGUGGAUAUAUACCUGUUGUCAUGUUACCCCUGUAGGAUCAGAUAUAUACCUGUUGUCACGUUACCCCUGUAGGAGUGGAUAUAUACCUGUUGUCAUGUUACCCCUGUAGGAGUGGAUAUAUACCUGUUGUCAUGUUACCCCUGUAGGAGUGGAUAUAUAUACCUGUUGUCAUGUUACCCCUGUAGGAUCAGAUAUAUACCUGUUGUCAUGUUACCCCUGUAGGAGUGGAUAUAUACCUGUUGUCAUGUUACCCCUGUAGCAGUGGAUAUAUACCUGUUGUCACGUUACCCCUGUAGGAGUGGAUAUAUACCUGUUGUCACGUUACCCCUGUAGGAGUGGAUAUAUACCUGUUGUCAUGUUACCCCUGUAGGAGUGGAUAUAUACCUGUUGUCAUGUUACCCCUGUAGGAUCAGAUAUAUACCUGUUGUCAUGUUACCCCUGUAGGAGUGGAUAUAUACCUGUUGUCAUGUUACCCCUGUAGGAGUGGAUAUAUACCUGUUGUCACGUUACCCCUGUAGGAGUGGAUAUAUACCUGUUGUCAUGUUACCCCUGUAGGAGUGGAUAUAUACCUGUUGUCAUGUUACCCCCUGUAGGAUCAGAUAUAUACCUGUUGUCACGUUACCCCUGUAGGAGUGGAUAUAUACCUGUUGUCAUGUUACCCCUGUAGGAGUGGAUAUAUACCUGUUGUCAUGUUACCCCUGUAGGAGUGGAUAUAUACCUGUUGUCAUGUUACCCCUGUAGGAUCAGAUAUAUACCUGUUGUCAUGUUACCCCUGUAGGAGUGGAUAUAUACCUGUUGUCAUGUUACCCCUGUAGGAGUGGAUAUAUACCUGUUGUCAUGUUACCCCUGUAGGAGUGGAUAUAUACCUGUUGUCACGUUACCCCUGUAGGAGUGGAUAUAUACCUGUUGUCAUGUUACCCCUGUAGGAGUGGAUAUAUACCUGUUGUCAUGUUACCCCUGUAGGAUCAGAUAUAUACCUGUUGUCAUGUUACCCCUGUAGGAUCAGAUAUAUACCUGUUGUCAUGUUACCCCUGUAGGAGUGGAUAUAUACCUGUUGUCAUGUUACCCCUGUAGGAGUGGAUAUAUACCUGUUGUCACGUUUCCCCUGUAGGAGUGGCUAUAUACCUGUUGUCACGUUACCCCUGUAGGAGUGGAUAUAUACCUGUUGUCAUGUUACCCCUGUAGGAGUGGAUAUAUACCUGUUGUCACGUUUCCCCUGUAGGAGUGGCUAUAUACCUGUUGUCACGUUACCCCUGUAGGAGUGGAUAUAUACCUGUUGUCAUGUUACCCUUGUAGGAGUGGAUAUAUACCUGUUGUCAUGUUACCCCUGUAGGAUCAGAUAUACCUGUUGUCAUGUUACCCCUGUAGGAGUGGAUACAUAACUGUUGUCACGUUACCCCUGUAGGAGCAGACCAUGACAACAGGUUUAGGUCGGUAGUGACCAGUUAUGACUACAACGCCCCUCUGUCUGAGGCAGGAGACCCUACAGAGAAACUACUAGGAAUACGGGACACCAUCAGCAAGGUAACAUGACUGGGACCAACCCACAGGACCCAAAUGGCACCCUAUGCCCUAUAUAGUGCACUACUUUAGACCAGGGCCCAUAGUGCUCUGGUGUACUAUAUGGGGAUACUAGGGUACCACAGGCUCUGGUCAAAAGUAUCACACUAGAUAGGGAGGCACUUGAGAUGCAGACCCGUUUAAAUAUAUUAUAUUGAUGACAAGUGUGUUGUGUGUUUUACUGGCUAUAUUUUCCCCUUUCCAUCUAGUUCAGAGACAUCCCUGUGGGUCCCAUGCCCCCAGCCUCUCCCAAGAUGGCCUAUGGCUUUGUGACUCUGACAAUGGUAUGGGCUCAUUAUAGCAUACUUCGCUACCAGGACCCAACACAUUGCCUUAUAAUAGACGCGACGAUAGGUAUUGGUUGAAGUUCAGUGUUAAAUUCAAAUCUCCCUACCGUCAUAUCAAUAUGCCAAUAUGACACCAAUCUCGAUGGAAAUUCACAAAACAACUUGAUUGGAGGUACUCAACACACCCCUCGCCUCUCGUCAUGAGCCGUCCCAGCCGUUACUGAGAACCACAUACCAGAUUUUUAACAGGGUCGUUAGCAAUUGAUUUUUAUGAGUAUUUCUUGCGCCGACCAAGCUCAAAUUCUAGACGUCUGAUUUAAAAAGAGACUAUAGCGUCCAUAAAGUGACCAUUGGACUUAAGAAAUGCCGGAUUGACUAAGUUUAUAGGUGCAACAGUUUUUAUUAAAUGUAUAAUUUAUCGCUCUCACGUGCUCAUUUCUGUCCGUUAAGAACCAACGAUGUGCUACCUUGUUUCUAUCAUUUUUGACAAUGCUAACAUCUUUCUUAGCUGAAACUCAGAGUUGUAACACAACAAGACAGCUGCUUGCGCCAUACUGCCAGUCAUAAGAAGUGUAUGGAACAAACCUAGGCUACUGUCUAUAGCGAGCUAUAUGGUGGUAUUCAAGCUGAGGUUAUUUGAUUAGCUAGGUAGCUAACAUUAGCUUACUUGUACAAAGUCCAUCAGCUAGCCUCUGUAGCUAGCUAACACCAGUCAGCUGAAAGCUAGCUAGCUAACAAACAGGAAAAUAAAAGGUAGCUUGCCAAUUCAUUUGGUUUUGUUUUGAUUAGCUAGGUAGCUAGCUAAUGUAAAGUUAUAUCAGUCAGAUGAGAGCUAACGUUGGCUAGCUAGCUAACCAACAAGCGAGGAAAGCUAGCUAGCUACAUAUAGCCAAGUAAGGUUUUUCACCUAAGGCUGAAGUCAUCAUAUGUAAACUGCAGUUUUAAGAAAAUAAAAAAAGUGUUAAGUAAAAAAAUUAAAUAAUAAUUAAAGAGCAGCAGUAAAAUAACAUAACAGUAGGGAGGCUAUAUAUACAGGGGGGUACCGGUGCAGAGUCAAUGUGCGGGGGCACAGGUUAGUCGAGGUAAUUGAGGUAAUAUGUACAUGUGGGUAGAGUUAAAGUGACUAUGCAUAAAUAAUAAACAGAGUAGCAGCAGCGUAAAAGAGGGGAUUGGGGUGGGGUUGGGACGGCAUUGCAAAUAGUCCGGGUAGCCAUGAUUAGCUGUUCAGGAGUCUUAUGGCUUGGGGGUAGAAGCUGUUAAGAAGCCUUUUGGACCUAGACUUGGCGCUCCGGUACCGCUUGCCGUGCGGUAGCAGAGAGAACAGUUUAUGACUAGGGUGGCUGGAGUAUUUGACCAUUUUUAGGGCCUUCCUUUGACACCGCCAGGUAUAGAGGUCCUGGAUGGCAGGAAGCUUGGCCCCAGUGAUGUACUGGGCCGUACGCACUACCCUCUGUAGUGCCUUGCGGUCGGAGGCCGAGCAGUUGCCAUACCAGGCGGUGAUGCAACCAGUCAGGAUGCUCUCGAUGGUGCAGAUGUAUAUCUUUUUGAGGAUCUGAGGACCCAUGCCAAAUCUUUUCAGUCUCCUGAGGGGAAUAGGCUUUGUCGUGCCCUCUUCACGACUGUCUUGGUGUGUUUGGACCAUCAUAGUUUGUUGGUGAUGUGGACACCAAGGAACUUGAAGCUCUCAACCUGUUCCACUACAGCCCCGUCGAUGAGAAUGGGGGCGUGCUCAGUCCUCUUUUUUUCCCCUGUAGUCCACAAUCAUCUCCUUUGUCUUGAUCAUGUUGAGGGAGAGAUUGUUAUCCUGGCACCACACGGCCAGGUCUCUGACCUCCUCUCUAUAGGCUGUCUCAUCGUUGUCGGUGAUCAGGCCUACCACUGUUGUGUCAUCGGCAAACCUAAUGAUGGUGUUGGAGUCGUGCCUGGCCAUGCAGUCAUGGGUGAACAGGGAGUACAGGAGGGGACUGAGCACGCACCCCUGAGGGGCCCCCGUGUUGAAGAUCAGCGUGGCAGAUGUGUUGUUACCUACCCUCACCACCUGGGGGCGGCCCGUCAGGAAGUCCAGGAUCCAGUUGCAGAGGGAGGUGUUUAGUCCCAGGGUCCUUACAGUUAGCUACGCUACAUUUCCUCGACUAAGACCAAGACCACAACACAAACCAUAGCCGAGAAAAACAAAUUGCUUUGUUAAGAAACAGUAAGUUAGCUAUGUUGAACCGCAUGUAGUAAACGGUUGAACACCAAAUGCAUAUUUGUGCAUUCUUACCAUAUUGACAGCAUCGCUGUUUCAAACAGGUGUCCUAAUAAAUUCCAGCUCCAGCAUAGACUCCCUCUCCUGCCGUCUUGACAUGAUGUGAGCUGACUGAUCAACACAGUGUCAAAUUACUUUUCAGUGUGUUCACAGGAAAUCUGAAAUCGCCAUCCACAAGUAGAACAUAGUCUGGGGGCUCCACCCACUGCACCAGGUUAAAACAACAGCAGCCUAGUCUCAUAGUCUAGUCGUAACAUAGUACCUGUAAAUCCGGGACACUGAAAUUAGUAUGAUAUGUUACGUUUGGUACGGUUACAUAAGACAGGUUACUUUAAAGGAGAAAUCACUCUUUUGUUUUUAUGUAAAUGAAAUGUUUAUAGAAGGGUCCAGACACUUUUUGUUUUUGAGAAACGUAUCCCAGCUGCGAUUCACUUCCUCAUUGCUUGUUGUGCAGUGUCAGGGCACGCAAAAUACAUGAACAAACGCUCCACAAACACCCAAAUAUACAGGCUUUCAAAUGAUGCCCACCUGACCCAGGCUUUCAAAUGAUGCCCACCUGACCCAGGCUUUCAAAUGAUGCCCACCUGACCCAGGCUUUCAAAUGAUGCCCACCUGACCCAGGCUUUCAAAUGAUGCCCACCUGACCCAGGCUUUCAAAUGAUGCCCACCUGACCCAGAUUGCGAUUUUAUAACGGACCGUUUUUGGAUUGCGUAAACAACAUUAAUUGUGAGGGCAGGAAAGCAGGGUUGUGUUACAAACAACUACCAGUGUGUUUGCUUUAGUUCCUCAACCUCACAGCUAGGAGAGCUCAAAAAACCCACCUUAUAGUUGAAUCCUCUUCUUUGAGUCAUAAAAGUGCAUUGAAAUGACUUAAGAACUGUGCACACUUUGGAAAGGUGUGUCCACUUGGAGACAGUGGAGAGGUGUGUCCACUUGGAGACAGUGGAGAGGUGUGUCCACUUGGAGACAGUGGAGAGGUGUGUCCACUUGGAGACAGUGGAGAGGUGUGGUCACUUGGAGACAGUGGAGAGGUGUGUCCACUUGGAGACACUGGAGAGGUGUGGUCACUUGGUGACACUGGAGAGGUGUGGUCACUUGGAGACACUGGAGAGGUGUGUCCACUUGGAGACAGUGGAGAGGUGUGGUCACUUGGAGACAGUGGAGAGGUGUGUCCACUUGGAGACAGUGGAGAGGUGUGUCCACUUGGAGACACUGGAGAGGUGUGUCCACUUGGAGACAGUGGAGAGGUGUGGUCACUUGGAGACAGUGGAGAGGUGUGUCCACUUGGAGACAGUGGAGAGGUGUGUCCACUUGGAGACAGUGGAGAGGUGUGUCCACUUGGAGACAGUGGAGAGGUGUGUCCACUUGGAGACACCAGUUAGUCCUCUCACUCAAACCCUUGUCAUUUUAUUGUCUGUUUUCCAGGAAUAUUCUUAUCAUGUUACUGAAUGUAUCCUGAGUAUUUUGUUAACAACAAAUGCGGCGAAAAGUACAGUAAAUGUAAAAUGCAGAUAAAAUCAACAGUGUAAUGUUUGGAUUCAGUCUUGUCAGGUCAACUGUUGUUUUCCAUAUUUACUCUGCUCAUCUGCAUGUAGCUCUAUCCAUAUGGGUAAAUUCCCACCAGUGUAAAGGGUUAACAUAAAAUAUCUUGGUUGACACAUUUAGAGUGAAUGUUACAGAUUAAAGGCCUACUGUUAUUGUUAUAAUUUGCAUUGUGAAAUGUAAAUGUAAAAAUAGCUUAUAAUACCAUUAAUACUCCCAACUGUUAUUUUUGGAAGAAUAACUAUAGAUAUUUGUGCAGACCACCUGCAGGUUGAAGACCAAUGGCCCUAGUUAAAUGACAAAUAAAUCCAUAGUAUGACAUACUGUAUGACUUAAACCUCUGGCUCUGUUUGGUAGGUAGGGAACCUCAGCAGCCUGUUGGACACGCUGUCACCUCAGGGUCCCGUCCGAUCCCGGUACCCUCUGUCUUUUGAAGAGAUGAAGCAGGUAGGUCUACCACUUCUGUCUGUUGUAGUUAUGGAGUGUUGUUGUCAAUAAUCUGAGAAAAAUGAUGUAACUUUGUUUUAACUUGACUUAAUGUGUUGUUUAGUACUAUGGUUUCAUGCUGUACCGGACCACGCUGCCCAGGGACCUACCAGAAGACACACCCCUCAUCUCCCCUCUGAAUGGGGUUCAUGACCGAGCAUAUGUCUCUGUCUGUGGGGUAGGUGUCUCUGUCUGUGGGAUAGGUGUGUCUGUCUGUGGGGUAGGUGUCUCUGUCUGUGGGGUAGGUGUCUCUGUCUGUGGGGUAGGUGUCUCUGUCCGUGGGGUAGGUGUCUCUGUCUGUGGGGUAGGUGUGUCUUUCUGUGGGGUAGGUGUCUGUUUGUCUGUGGGGUAGGUCAAUCAAUCACAUUUGAUUUAUAAAGCCCUUUUUACAACAGCAGCAAUGCAGAUGUAGAAGCACGGUGGCUAGGAAAAACUCCCUAGAAAGGCAGGAACCUAGGAAGAAACCUAGAGAGGAACCAGGCUCUGAGGGGUGGCCAGUCCUCUUCUGGCUGUGCCGGGUUGAGAUUAUAACAGUACAUGGCCAUUAAGGCCAGAUUUUUCUCCAAGAUGUUAAAACGUUCAUAGAUGACCAGCAGGGUCAAAUAAUAAUCACAGCGUUUGUAGAGGUUGCAACAGGUCAGUACAUCAGGAGUAAAUGUCAAUUGGCAUUUCAUAGCGGGGCAUUUAGAGGUUGAAAUAGCCGGUGCGGUAGAGAGAGAGAGUUGAAAACAGCAGGUCUGGGACAAGGUAGCACAUCCGGUGAACAGGUCAGGGUUCCAUAGCCGCAGGCAGAAGAGUGGAAACUGGAGCAGCAGCACGACCAGGUGGACUGGGGACAGCCAGGAGUCAUCAGGCCAGGUAGUCCUGAGGCAUGGUCCUAGGGCUCAGGUCCUCCGGGAUAUAUAUAUAUAUAUGUGUGUGUGUGUGUGUGAGAGAGAGACUCAUGCUGACUAGGCCGAGCGCCAUGUUGAUUCUGGCGUGAUCAGGACACGCAGGUUGAAAUAUCAAAAUGAACUCUGAACCAACUAUAUUAAUUUGGGGAUAGGUCGAAAAGCCAUUAAACAUUCAUGGACAUUUAGCUAGCUAGCUUGCUGUUGCUAGCUAUUUUGUCCUGGGAUACAAACAUUGGGUUGUUAUUUUACCUGAAAUGCAAAAGGUCCUUUUUUUUUCUGGAUAGUUGUAGAAUUUUGAGUCACACAAAAUCAUGUGAUCUCUACUCCGACAUUUAAUCCACAGAUAAAAGUGGAAACCUAGUUAGUUCUCUCCAAUCUCUCCAGUAGUAGUAGUGGUCGUCAUCUUCUUCAGACUUUAUUUACAUUUACAUUUCAGUCAUUUAGCAGACGCUCUUAUCCAGAGCGACUUAGUGAGUGCAUACAUUUUCAUACUGGCCCCCUGUGGGAAACGAACCCACAACCCUGGCGUUGCAAGCGCCAUGCUCUACCAACUGAGCUACAGGGGAUCCUAUAUGGCGGUUGGCAACCAACUUUAAGGUGCAUUACUGCCACCAACUGGACUGGAGUGCGGACCUCAGUUCAUCUUUCAAUCAUUACGUUACGAACCCCGUGGCUGUAAACGUCUAGGGUGGAUGGACAAGAGACUCGUAACAUCAUUCAUGCGAAUUAGAAUCGUGACAUGGAACAGUGAGAACUAAAACUACACGACAACCAUAAACUACCGUCAAACAUAAAAGGUUUAUUUUUGAACACACAGUAAAUGUUUGGGAAAAAGGGCUGAGCAGGACCCAAGAAAUGACGCAAUAGUGUAAAAAAAACUAAACUGAUCUUGCCUGCAUCAAGAACCACUAAGCUACUGCUAAUCAUACAAAAAUGACAGUGGGUGGUCCGCUCAGGUCUAACUAGUGUUUUUAGACAGUUUUCUUCCUAUGGGUAAUGUAGGCCCAAGGGCAACUUGCUUAAAUUCCCCUUUUCCCAGAAACACACAAAGUUACCAAACAGAGUAACCAGCAAAUUAGUGAGUACACAGGACACCACAGUAUCCAUACUCACAUACGGAAAUAGCCUCUCUCUACAAACACAACUGACUUGGCUUUUAAACAAUGGGAUGUGUGAUUGUAAAAACCAGAAACAGGUGGUGCAAUGCAGAGGAAUGUCCACUGAUUGGUCCACCUCAGCAAUCAGCAGACACCCCAACGACCACCAAUCAGGAACAUACAGGACACCUGUGAUUAGGGCAGAAGGAGAGGCAAAACACAAAAAGACACAGGAUACCUGUAUCCGUAACACACCCACGUGGGUAUAGGCUCCUAAAAACCAAUGAGGAGAUGGGAGAGGCGGGACUUGCAGCGCGUCAAGCGUCACAAAUAGAACCAAGUUCUAUUUUAGCGCCUGGCUACGCAGACGAGCAGUUUGGAUGAAAUAAUUGAAUAAUAUGUAUGCGUACGUUUAUUUUGCAACGCGAGCUGUGGUCAGUACGUCAGGCGCCGCUCCAGAAUCUCCCAUAAGUAUUCGAUUGGGUGUUUUUUUUUACACAGGUUGUGUGAUGGUUUUGUCCUGUCAGCAUGUUGUACAGAGGUUGUGUGAUGGUUUUGUCCUGUCAGCAUGUUGUACACAGGUUGUGUGAUGGUUUUGUCCUGUCAGCAUGUUGUACACAGGUUGUGUGAUGGUUUUGUCCUGUCAGCAUGUUGUACAGAGGUUGUGUGAUGGUUUUGUCCUGUCAGCAUGUUGUACAGAGGUUGUGUGAUGGUUUUGUCCUGUCAGCAUGUUGUACACAGGUUGUGUGAUGGUUUUGUCCUGUCAGCAUGUUGUACACAGGUUGUGACCUGCUCCUAUAUACAGGUUUUCCAGGGGCUGCUGGAGAGAGACACGACUCUGGUGAUGAACGUAACAGGGAAGGAGGGGGACCAGAUCGAUGUUCUAGUGGAGAACAUGGGACGGGUCAACUUUGGCAGCAAGAUCAACGACUUCAAGGCAAGUCUACAUCAACCUCAGUAGACACACAGACACGUGUUUCUAUCUUUUAUCUGAAUAAAAUAGGUUUUAGCAGUUUAAGAUUUAUGGUAGUGAGUGAGGCGUUGGUCACACAAAGGUCCACACUCCAAUAUCCAAGAGAAACGAUGAAGUUAUUGGAGUCUACAAUAGGAAGGUUCACGUAAGUAUUACUCAACUUUUGCAAGGAAUGGCUAGCCAAUCCCAGAUCUGUUUGUGUCCUUGCCAAGCCAAACAUCUCAUGAUGAAGAGUAAAAAGGAGUUGGCCUGGCAACCAGACUGGCACUCAGGGUAAGGAAUUGAGACUUAGUUGAUCCCUUGGUCAUGUCUGUAUUUUGCAGGGCCUGUUGAGUAACCUGGUCCUGGGUGAAGAUGUGCUGACCAACUGGCAGAUCUACCCUCUGGACAUUGACGGAGCCAUCGCCUCCGGAUGGCCCCAGUCAGGCCAGCGACGCUCCCCUCCCGGCCCAGUCAGAGGGCCCUCAGAUGGGCCAGUCUUCUACCAGGGCACCCUGCCUCCCAACGGUCUGGCCAGGGACACCUUUCUCCGGCUCAAUGAAUGGACCAAGGUGAGGACAUAAUCAAUACUGAGUUAAUACUACUGAGUCUAUUUACCGUGGCUUACUAUUACAGAAAUACUACGGUAGUCCUUCCCCAAUAUGGAGAUCUAUGAACACAAUGGCUCUCGAAAAAAACAAGAGUCAAACAGAUGUAUGUCCUCCGUGUUCACUAUCAGUUCCUUCUUGGGGUUAAGCAUAUUGGGUCAAAUCCUCCACUGACGACAUGCCAGUUCUGCGUUGAGAACUGACUGUCUCCCCUCUGCCUCUCCGCCGUUCCCAGGGCCAGGUGUGGAUCAACGGGAUGAACCUGGGAAGGUAUUGGCCUAAGAGAGGUCCCCAGCAGACCCUGUACGUCCCAGGGGCCCCUGCUCAGCCCCACCCAGCCCAACAACAUCACAGUCCUGGAGCUAGAGAGGGCCCCUCCACACACCAGGGUCCUCUUUAUGGACCGGCCCCAGCUCGGCAGCACUGCUGGCAAGACAUGACACCACAGCUACAGAAGGUCAACAGGCAGAAGACAGCAGACACACACCAGGGUCUCCUUUUUUGCACCGCUGGCAAGACAUGA